Setaria italica (foxtail millet) is the source of this 3013-nucleotide messenger RNA. RefSeq names its product pentatricopeptide repeat-containing protein At1g09220, mitochondrial. The coding region runs from base 33 to 1460 and encodes 475 amino acids. The record is from RefSeq and is a predicted model, not a curated record. NCBI's taxonomy places the organism in Eukaryota, Viridiplantae, Streptophyta, Magnoliopsida, Poales, Poaceae. Gene Ontology annotation, molecular function: RNA binding; protein binding. The transcript is spliced from 3 exons. Gene Ontology annotation, biological process: RNA modification.
GAAGAAGCCUAGAGGACUGCUGCCUCCAUGACAUGGUUCUCUCCGUCCCACCUCUUGGGGCAACGAUGGCCAACGUUCCGUCCCGGCGCCACCCUCACCUGCACAGACUAAUCGCCCUCCUCUUCAGGCACCAAGACGAGAGGCGCCAGCUCUUCCAAGUCCACGCCCAGCUCGUUGCCCACCAGGUGUUCGACCAAAGUCCCGCACCGUGGCGCCCCCUCCUCAAGGCCUACUCCCACGGCCCUUUUCCCCAGGAGGCCCUGCACCUCUUCAGGCACGCCCGUAUACACCUGGCUGACGACACAUUUGCCUAUGCAUUCGCGCUCAAGGCUUGCGCAGGUGUAGGGUGGCCACGAGCCGGCGCCCAGCUCCACGGGCUUGUGAUCAGGAAGGGGUUUGAGUUCCAUGUCUAUGUGCAUACUUCCCUUGUCAAUGCAUAUGUUGCAUGUGGGGGUUUGGUGGAAGCGCGGAGGGCGUUCAAUGAAAUGCCCACAAAGAAUGCAGUCACUUGGAACGUGAUGAUCACUGGAUUUGCUGGGUGGGGUGAGGUUGAGUAUGCAAGGACUCUGUUUGAGCAUAUGCCCUGCAGGAAUGUUGUCUCGUGGACUGGACUGAUUGAUGGAUAUACACGUGCUCGUCUUUAUGUGGAGGCUGUUGCUCUCUUCUGCCACAUGAUGGCAGCAGGCAUUAGCCCGAGUGAGAUAACUGUUUUAGCAGUUAUUCCUGCAAUAUCUAAUCUUGGAGGGAUCCUUAUGGGUGAGAUGCUGCAUUGCUAUUGUGAGAAGAAGGGUCUCGUGUCAGAUGUCCGGAUUGGGAAUUCACUCAUAGACCUGUAUGCUAAGAUUGGCUCUGUGCAAAACUCAUUAAAGGUGUUCAAUGAAAUGCUGGAUAGAAGAAACUUGGUGUCAUGGACAUCGGUAAUUUCAUGUUUUGCAAUGCAUGGGCUGUCAAUUGAGGCAGUUGAGCUGUUUGCAGAGAUGAGAAGAGCAGGGAUUAGACCCAACAGAGUCACUUUCUUGAGUGUCAUCAAUGCUUGCAGCCAUGGGGGGUUGGUGGAGCAAGGAUUAGCAUUUUUCAAAAGCAUGGUUUAUGAGUACAAUAUAAAUCCAGAGGUCAAGCAUUUUGGGUGCAUGAUAGACAUGCUAGGUAGGGCUGGACGGUUGAGUGAGACUGAGCAAAUAAUAGAGGGGUUGCCUGUGGAGGUUAAUGUAGUGGUGUGGAGGACACUGUUGGGUUGUUGCAGUAAGUAUGGAGAAGUUGAGAUGGGGCAGAGGGCGGUAAAGAAGAUACUGAGCUUAGAAAGAGAAUCCGGUGGUGAUUUUGCGGUGUUGUCUAAUAUGCUUAAUGAGAUUGGUUGGUUUAGUGAUGCUGAACAAGCACGAAAGCUAGUUGAUGAGAGGAAAGCUGUUAAGGUUCCCGGGCUUGCUUUGGUUGGUGAAAUUAGGACACAGGUGAACUGAAUGACAUGUCCAGUACUCCAGUUCUUUCUCCUCUUUAACUGGCUCGUAUUGAAAUGAUAGAAACAGUAAAGAAGCUUCAUCAUCAUCUCAUUGUUUCUGGCCUGCACAGCUGUCAAUAUGCAAUGUUCAAGGUUAUCACCAAAAGAUGCCAUCGUUUUCUACAAGAAAGCUCAGGAAGAAGUGAUAUGGUUUGUGUAAGAUCGUCUUUGAUGAGAUGCUAGUUAAGGAUGUCGUGUCCUGGAAUAUCUUGAUCAGUGGAUACAGCAAGCACAAUAGACUAAAAGAGGUUCUGGAAUAUCCAAGUUAAUGCAGGAUGAAGAAGUGCAAGCUGAUAAGGUUUCAAUGGUCAAGGUGAUUUCAGCUUGCACUCUUCUAGGAGACUGGAGCGGUGGAUUGCAUGGUUAGGUACAUAGAGCGUUAUUUUAUUGAGGUGGGUGUGUACUUGGGAAACACUUUGAUCGAUUACUAUGGUAAAAGUGGGCAGGUGCAAUCAGCUGAGAAGGUGUUCUUUCACAUGAAGGAUAAGAACACCAUGAUACUAAAAGCAAUGAUCACCACAUAUGCAAAAGGUGGGAAUUUGGUCUCAGCGAAGAAAAUAUUCGUUGAAAAUAUAUAAUCAAAUUCCUGACAGAGAUUUGAUGUCAUGGAGUUCUAUGAUAUGCGCAUACUAGCAGCCUCUCAGGCUAGUCACUUCUCUGAUGCUUUGGAUCUCUUCAGGCAGAUGCAGAGAGCGAAGAUGAAACCAGAUGCUGUUGUGAUUGCCAAUGUACUCUCCGCUUGCACACGCUUGGGUGCACUUGUUCUGGGUGAGUGGAUUCAUGACUAUGUGAGGAGAAACAAUAUCAAAGCUGACAUCAUUAUGCAGAACUCUCUGAUUGAUGUAUAACGUGCAGGAGGCAUUACAAGUAUUCGGAGAAAAUAAAGAAAAGGACAUCCUGUCGUGGAACUCAAUCAUACUAGGCCUAGCAAACAAUGGGUUUGAAGAUGAUGCACUGAACAUUUUUCACGGUAUGCUUGCUCAAGGUCUCACACCAAAUGAGGUUACAUUCCUUGGUGUGCUGAUCACCUAUGCUAACAGGCAACUAGUUCGGGAUGGUCUUAACCACUUUGAAAGCACGAAAUCGGUUCACAAUUUGGAACCACAGGUGAAGCAUUGCAGGUGCAUCAUCAAUCUCCUCGGCCAUGCUGGUCAGCUGGAGGAAGCACUGAGAGUCAUCAUUAAGAGACCCAUUGCCCUUGGCUCUGUGGUUUCGAAAAUACUGCUGGGAGCGUGCAAGACACAUGGUGUCAUGGUGAUGUAGCUAUUGGUGAGGUGGUCACCAAGAAGCUCAGAUGGAUGGAGGGAAGCCAUUAACGCCAAGAGAUGGGUGGCUGAUACUGCUGUGACGAAAUCACCGGCUUACAGUGUUAUUGACCCAGCUAGCUCGAGGAAUAGCUAGGUUGCAUAUUAUUGUCGUGUCUGUAAAUUUAUGAGGGCAGUAUUGCCCGUGUUGCAGCGCUGUUUAACUCAGUAGUCAGUUCAUGUUACAUGAUCAGUUCAUUACAUUUGAAUA